Cyanistes caeruleus (blue tit) is the source of this 1391-nucleotide messenger RNA. Lineage: Eukaryota; Metazoa; Chordata; Aves; Passeriformes; Paridae. The record is from RefSeq and is a predicted model, not a curated record.
GGCCCCGCCAGAGGAGCCUUCAUCACCGGCCCGGUCCUCGCCCUCCUCAUCCUCGGCCCGGCCGCGCUCCGGAACCUUCCAGUAAGGACCCCCGGGACCUUCCUCCUCCUCGUUCUUGGGGUCCAGAACUUUCUUCUGCUUCGUUUUUGUGUCCGGGAUCUUCCUCAGCCUCGGUUUUGGGGGUUUGGGGCCUUCCUCAUCCUCUGGGACCUUCCUCAUCCUCAUUUCUUGGGUUUGAGAUCUUCCUCAGCCUCAGUUUUGGCCGCCUGGGAUCUUCUGUCACUUUUUUGGGGGGGUCUGGGACCUUCCUCAUCCUCGUUUUGUGGCGUUCCAGGGCCCUCCUCUUCUUCCUGCUCCUCCUCCUGCCGUCCUGGACCUUCCUCCCUAUUCCAGGGUCCAAAACCUUCCUCAUCCUCCCUAUUCCAGGGUCCAAAACCUUCCUCAUCCUCCCAAUUCCAGGGUCCAAACCUUCCUCAUCCUCCCCAUUCCAGGGUCCAGAACCUUCCUCCACAUUCUGGGACCCAGAACCUUCCUCUUCCUCCCCAUUCCAGGAUCCAAAACCUUCCUCAUCCUCUGUAGUUUGGGGGUCCAGAACCUUCCUCCUCCUCAUUUUUUUGAGUUCCAGGACCCUCCUCCUCCUCCUCCUCUUCCUCCUGGCAUCCCAGACCUUCCUCUCCCCCCCAUUCUGGAAUCCAGAACCUUCCUCUUCCUCCCCAUUCCAGUAUCUAGAACCUUCCUCCUCAUUCCGGGAUCCAGAACCUUCCUCUUCCUCCUCAUUCCGGGAUCCAGAACCUUCCUCUUCCUCCCCAUUCCCGGACCCAGAACCUUCCUCUUCCUCCCUAUUCUGGGCUCCAAAACCUUUCCCCCCCCAUUCAGCAUCCAGAACCUUCCUCCCCCGCUCACCCCCUUUUCUCUUUCCCUCCCAGGCUCUUCCUCCUCCUCCUCCUCCUCCUCCUCCUCCCCGCGGGGGCCUCUCCUCGCCCGCCAUGGGCAACGCCAAGAGCGGGGCGCUGUCCAAGGAGGUGCUGGAGGACCUGAAGACGAGCACGCGCUACUCGGAGGAGGAGCUGUGCCGCUGGUACGAGAGCUUCCAGCGCCAGUGCCCCGACGGCCGCAUCAGCCGCUCCGAGUUCGAGAAGAUCUACGGCACCUUCUUCCCCAACUCGGACCCGCAGGGCUACGCCCGCCACGUCUUCCGCAGCUUCGACACCAACGACGACGGCACGCUGGACUUCCGGGAGUACAUCAUCGCCCUGCACCUCACCUCCUCCGGAAAGACCCACCUGAAACUCGAGUGGGCCUUCUCGCUCUUCGACGUGGACCGCAACGGCGAGGUCAGCAAGAGCGAGGUGCUGGAGAUCAUCACGGUGAGGAAUUUGGGGUUUGGCAAU